Messenger RNA from Cucurbita pepo subsp. pepo (vegetable marrow), 654 nucleotides. NCBI's taxonomy places the organism in Eukaryota, Viridiplantae, Streptophyta, Magnoliopsida, Cucurbitales, Cucurbitaceae. The record is from RefSeq and is a predicted model, not a curated record.
AUGGGGAAUUUCCAUUUUUCUCUUCCCAAAUUCCUGUUUCUCCUCCUCCUCCUCCUCAUAAUUUCCGACCAAAUUCAUGUCUGCUCCGCCGCCGGAAGAACCCACAAAUCCCCUGCUAGAUUCAGAACAAACACAGAGUAUGUGAGAACCUCGUGCAGUGCCACUUCAUACCCUCGCCUCUGUUACAAUUCACUCUCGGUGUACGCCGGCAAGAUCAAGACCAACCCCAAGACGCUAUCUCUCGCUGCCCUCCAUGUCAAUCUCGCCUCCGCCCGAUCCACGGCUGUGGCAAUGAGAAGACUAGCCAAAACCCGUGGACUACGACGGAGAGACGCGUCGGCAAUCUCCGAUUGCAUAGAGGAGGUAGGCGACUCAGUGUUCGAGCUUCAUAGGGCGAUUCGCGAAUUGUGUCGUCCUAGAGGGUAUGAUUUUGGGGCUUUGAUUAGCGACAUUGAGACAUGGGUUAGCUCUGCUCUAACCGACGAAGAGACGUGUAUGGAAGGGUUUGGCGGGCGGAGUGUUAGUAAUAGGUUCAGUGUGAAGGCUAAGGUCCGACGGCACAUUGUUAGAGUUGCGCAUUUGACCAGCAAUUCACUUGCUCUUAUUAACACCUAUGCUUCGUCGGCAGCGGCGGCCCAAGGCGUUCUGCCCUAG